This is a messenger RNA of Sturnus vulgaris (Common starling), 1624 nucleotides long. RefSeq names its product stress associated endoplasmic reticulum protein 1 (gene SERP1). Gene Ontology annotation, cellular component: endoplasmic reticulum. Lineage: Eukaryota; Metazoa; Chordata; Aves; Passeriformes; Sturnidae. Gene Ontology annotation, biological process: endoplasmic reticulum unfolded protein response. The record is from RefSeq and is a predicted model, not a curated record.
GGCAGCGGCGGCCGGGCCGGACCGGGCCGAGCGCGGACAUGGUGGCCAAGCAGCGCAUCCGCAUGGCCAACGAGAAGCACAGCAAGAACAUCACCCAGCGAGGGAACGUCGCCAAGACCUCGAGAACGGCCCCGGAGGAGAAGGCGUCGGUCGGGCCUUGGCUGUUGGCUCUGUUCAUCUUCGUGGUCUGCGGAUCAGCCAUCUUCCAGAUCAUCCAGAGCAUCCGGAUGGGCAUGUGAGGGGCCGGGCUCGGGCCAUGCCCGCCGGCCCCGGGGCCGCGGCGGCUGCCGAGGAGCGGCGCGCGGCACCGGCCGUGUCGCAUUCCAGGUCCCUUCACGAGUCAUUCCGAGUUUUCUAGCCCGUGCCACAGUGCCUUGAACAGCACCACAUGUAUAAAGCAAUAAAAGUCUGUUGUUGAUCUACAAUCGUGGACCUACUUAUUCGCUGAAGAUCCAGCCUGGUCUCUCUAAUACGUGGAGCUAUACGCGACCUAGGUCCGUAGGAACUGCCACCUGUUGUAAACACCGGUCCCAGAGCAGUGUCACCCUCGCUGUAUAGCUGGAGAUGGUUGGUUUGACGCUGGAAGCCAGGAUUCCUGUAGAGGCUGGAGCCCGACUGUGCAGCAUGUUCCCGAGGAGCCUCUGCGGGCUCCGCCGCCCCGCCGUGCGUCCCCCGUGUGUGCAGGCUGGGCCCACUGCAGCAUGUGGCAGUGCUGGCGCUCUCCUCACACCACGGCACCGCCUGUAGCUUUGUCCUAAUCCACGCAAAAUGCUUGUCUGUGUAGGGGUAGUGGGGUAGUGAGGAACCGGCACGGCCGGGCUGCAGCUGCUCCCAGCACGACCCGGUGCUGCAGCGUGGUGGACUGCGGGAGCACCUGGCCAGACCUGCGGCUCCCCAAGCCUCUCCCGGCCGUGCCUGUGCUGUAAAUAUUUCUUGGACAACUUUCAACAAGUGGUGAUAGUUUUAAAUUUGACAAUGUUGUGUGGGAAUAUUGGGUGCGGGGGGGGACACGCUGCUCCCCUGCCCACAGUUCUGCUUCUGUAUGUGCAGCCCCUGCAGAGUGUGGUGUGUCUUGCAAUAUAUAUUUAAUCCUAUUUAAGGUAAAACCUGCCUUCAACUCGAUUUCUUUUAACAAUGGAUCCAGUACUUACUUGCUUCCCUACUGGUGAUCACAGUUCCUUCUUCUGUAGACGACUGUAACUUGAGAUCACAUGGAAAAUGCUGCUAUUGAUCAUAUUUCCCUGCUGAUGGCCCUGACUCCUGCUGGCUCUGCUGUCUGUGUGGUGACAAAGGUGGUGGGAAUUGCUGCGUGGGGUGCACACAGUCACUAAAGGAAGAUUUCUUUUCUCCGGGUUUCUUAGUAGAAGACAAAUUUUAAGUCUGGUUACACAAGAAAUAAUAGAAAGCUAAAUGGGUUGAGGUUAAUGAAAUGCCUGUUAGCUGCGAGGGAGCAGAUCUUUUGUACGUGUUGUAUUUCCAUAUGGAGCCAUUGGGACUGGGGGGAGCCAGCGCAGCCCAGCCUGGGGCCACCAGGGCACGGGGACCUUGUGCUGGGAACUCGUGUGCUGUGGCAGGGGAAGUCUGUAUAAUCGCUGAUUUUAAAUAAAGUUCUUUUCAAACGCAA